AUGGCAUCGACUGAGGCCUCACACCCAACGUCUUUCACAGAUCUCCCCAACGAGUGUAUCUUGCUCAUCGUCGAGGAGCUUGCUGAACCCAACGGUUGGUACUACGAUCUCCCCACGGAUGUCAAGAAUCUCUCUCUUGUGAUUGCGAUGCCUCGGACCAGCGACAAAGUAGAUGCCGGCAUAUUGAAGGGACUAUCCAAGCCGACCUUUUUCUCAUCCAGGAUAAACGCUUUCCAGAUCACACUCUUGCAGAACGACUAUCCGGACUUCUACAACAGCUUUGUCAAGGCACUCACAAAUAUGACCCAGCUACGUCAACUAAAGGUCACCUUGGACAAUAAUGUCAUUGUGGCUUCCCGCUUGCGUAUGGAGCUCAAGAGAACGGAGGCCAAACUUCCCACAGUCCAGGUCUUACAUCUCACCACAGCACCUGACGCUGGCGCCCUCCUCCUGGUCUGUCCCCAAUUGACGAGCUUGGUCGCAGACGAUAUGACGCUGGGUUGGAAGUCGGCAUUGAGAGCCAUGCCGACGCUACGAAGUCUCCGCCACCUCCAGGUGAGGAAGAAUACGACCAAUUGGACGGCCCGAGCCAUUCGAGGUAGGUUUCCCCGGUUCUGA
This is a messenger RNA of Cladophialophora yegresii CBS 114405, 618 nucleotides long. RefSeq lists its product as uncharacterized. The transcript has 3 exons. The coding region runs from base 1 to 618 and encodes 205 amino acids. The record is from RefSeq and is a predicted model, not a curated record. NCBI's taxonomy places the organism in Eukaryota, Fungi, Ascomycota, Eurotiomycetes, Chaetothyriales, Herpotrichiellaceae.